This is a messenger RNA of Hyaloscypha bicolor E, 1630 nucleotides long. Its product is annotated as cytochrome P450. Bases 14 to 1492 code for a protein of 492 amino acids. Lineage: Eukaryota; Fungi; Ascomycota; Leotiomycetes; Helotiales; Hyaloscyphaceae. The record is from RefSeq and is a predicted model, not a curated record. The transcript is spliced from 4 exons. Gene Ontology annotation, molecular function: heme binding; iron ion binding; monooxygenase activity.
CUACAACUACAAGAUGCUUACGAAGGAAAUGUUGUCACCAUACCUGCCAGUUAAUUGGUCAUGGCUGCUACUUACCGCCGUCGUAGCUUAUUCGUCCUUUUGGAUACUGAAAUUCAUCCAGCAUCGACGUUCCUAUCACAACCUUCCUACGCCACCCCAUAGCCUACUUUAUGGAAAUAUACCCCAACUGCUAGAGGCGAGGAAGAAAUUCCCUCCAGACAUGCAUCCUCUAGCAUAUUUCACUUCCAUCGCGCAAACCUACAACAUGCGGGGCCUGUUCUACUUAGACACAUACCCCAUCGCAGAACUAAUAGUGGUCAUCAUCGACCCCGACGUAGCAAAGCAAAUCCAAACAUCGCCCAAAACGUUCACUCGACAUCCAGAGGCUCUCCGGUUUUUAAAAGAUGUGCUCGGCGCCAAGGGGAUCUUCUUCGCACUUGGAGAGACCUGGUCUCGGACUCGAGGCUGGUUCAAACCAGCUUUCUCGAUGUCCCAUCUCUUAACCUUGGUACCAGGGGGCAUACUCGAGGAGACAUUGGUGUUCAAGGAAAUUCUUACCGAGCUCUCAGCUUCCAAGCGGAAAUUCCGCAUGUUUGAUCUCCUGCAGCGCCUCACAUUUGACCUUAUUGGACGGACAGUAGCCGAUGUCAGGACCAGGUCUCAGACGGAAUACUCUGCUGUUCAGGUUUGGCACAGCAAUGCCAUUCGUGCGGUCCCCGAUAAAGGCAAUUCGAUUUGGAAGCGGCUUGCGAAGACUAUUAUAUUCUAUUGGAGCAUAAGAAAUCUAGAUAAACAUCUGUUAAAGAUGAUCAGGGACAAGUACAAAAAUGGGCGGGAGAAUGAUAGGGAUAUGAGUAUUUUAGACUUGGCAUUGAGGGGAUAUUCACGAGAUAAAGGAACGCUUGAUGACGGCAACAUGGCAAGAGUCGAUUUGGAUCCCGAGUUCAUGGAAAUCGCUCUUGAUAACGCAAAGACUUUCUACGCUGCAGGGGCUGACUCAACACCCUACGUCCUCGGAUACAUUUACUACCACCUCACCAAAAACCCCAAAAUCCUCUCACGCGUUCGCGCAGAGCACAACCAGGUAUCUGGCAACCACAUCGAGACAACACUCUCCAAUAUCAAAGCUAAACCCCACCUCCUAAACGACCUUCCUUUCACCCAGGCCAUCCUCAAAGAAAGCCUCCGCCUCCACCACAUCGGCGCCAUUCCCCGAAAAGCAGUCCCCGGCAGCACCGCCACUUUCGAAGGCCGUACCUACCCCAUCGACCACCACAUGCUCCUCAUUCUCGGGGGGUGCCAUCCAGCGCGAUCCUCGCUAUUUCUCCUCCCCGAACACCUUCGAUCCAGAUCGCUUCCUACGACCAGAUUUCCACCCAGAUUCGAAGUCGGCAUAUAUGCCAUUCGAGAAAGGGCCCAGAGAUUGUAUCGGCCAGCAACUGGCUCUAUUAGAGAUGAAAAUUGUGCUUGUUUUGACGCUGAGGUACUUUGAUUUCGAGACUGUGUAUGCAAAGGAUGCGGUGAAGGUGGAUGGGUGGGGUGAUGAGGCGUAUGUUAUGAAACCGCUGUCUGGCAAGCCGAAGGAUUUUCUUCCUAUGCGGGUGAAGUUGAGGGAAGCAUAAGUAGUGGU